GAAAGCGGGGAGGGGUGGAGGGGGCGCGACGAGGGAAACAGGUUCGCGUCGUUCAGGCAUUUCUGGGAGCCUGAGGGGAAAGAGGCUGUUGGGCGGGAGGGCUUCUUCCUCGACGGGAUCUACUCUGGCGGGUCUCAACCGUCCCUUGUCGGUCUCCUGCGCCUUUCGCUUCAGCGGAGCCGAACGGGGGUCGGGCGGAGGGCAGGACCUCGACCGAACUCCACUACCGUCCACUGUGCCUGUUCUUUUAUUCCCCUCAGUAGCCCUUCAUAUCCACAGAAUUCCUACUUAAAGCCUAGAUCUGCUCUUUUAGCUGCUCAUCUGGUUUAAAACAAGUAGAGGGGCGUUGUGGCGAUGGGGGGAGACAUAUCGACGAUUGCUUGCCUGCCUCAUCUGUUUGCUAGAUCUAAAUUACUUGGCGAUUUAUCCUGACGUUUUGAAAAGCUAUUUUAAGCACCUAUAUAUCCCCCCUCCUUUUUUUUUAGGUAUACCCGAAGUAGUUUACAAAGUUCUAUAAAGUACCGUAAUAUCCUCUCAGUAAAGAAGAAUGCAGUGCAGCAGAAGUGGUUUAAGAGGGUUCUAGGCAAAUUUCCCUGGAGAGUAUGCUGUAAAAGCAGGGCGCCCAAAGAGAAAAAGGUCCUGUCCUGGGUUACCACCACCCUUCACUUCAGAAGUCUUGUAGGGUUUGGCCUACAGCUUAAUUUCAUUUUUAUGCUGCUCUUUGGUUGAGGGUCAUUAUAAGUUGUUGGUUUUUCCUCCCAACCCAGGCCCAACUAAUUUAGUUCCCUGUUGAGUUAAGUUGGAUUGAGAAAGAGUAACUGGCUCAUGGCAGAGUGUGGAUUUGAACCUGGAUCUUCCAUAUCUUAGUCUGGUACUCCUAACUACUACCCUGUGCUGGUAAGAAUUUGGUGGUACUUAUUUCUGAGUACGCGUGCAAAGAUCACACUGCUACGCUUCCAGUUAAUCCUAAAUUUGAAUUCCUAAGUUGUUAUGACUUCAGGGGAAAAACAUGUUUUUAUAGCAUGUGAAUUUUAUAGUACCGGCAUGUGUAUCCGCAGUACUUAGUUAAUUGGGAACCACUGCUCUAGCAAACAUUGCAAGGCACCAGGUUAAAAAUAGCCUUUAAGGUGGCUCACAUUGUCACAAAGACCCUGAAACCUUUGUUACGGCAUGUUACAUGCUAGCUUUCCAUAGCCUGAUGCCCUCUUGGUGUUUUGUUUUGUUUUUUUUACCGCAUCCCUGACAAGUGACCAAACUGAUGGGCUGAAGAGGGUUGUAGUUCAAAGUACCUGGAGGGCAUCAGGUUAUGAGAAGCUGGCACAUAACAUGCCAUAACUGUUGUUUUUGCUGAAACAGAUUUACCCUGUUCCACUCAAAAAUAAAGUUUAAAAAUUAAAAGUUUGUAAUUAAGUUUAUUCCCUAAUUAAAGAGUUUUGUCUUUCCCUUCCUCUUUAUAAGAGAUUGAUAAAUGAAAUCCAUGAAGAUCAAAAUAUUUUUAACAGUUUUAUGAAAAAGGAUUUGGAGGUAGGGGAGCAGAAGCAAUGGCUGCAUCUCUGCAGGUGAGGAGCAGUGCUUUUUUCUGGUGAUACAUGCCAGUACGCCAUAUGGCACCUCUUUCCAAGAAGUCUGCAAUGUUUGGCAUACUACACACUUGAAAGUUAGGGUAGUUUGACCCAUGCAUCAGAUGGCCCACUUUGUCCAUCAGCAUGAAGCAGAAUGGAGUCUGGCAUACACUGUCACUGCAGGUUGACAGUGAGAAGCAGCAGAACUCAUCCCCCCAAGUUCAUAAACAACUACUAUAAACUUAUAAAGAAGUAAUAAGCCACCAAUAAAAGUAGUGCAUUAAAUUAGUCUUUCCCAACCUGGGGUCCCCAGAUGUUGGGACUACAAGUCCUGUCAUCCCUAGCCUUCAGUACCAGUGGUCAGAGAUGAUGGGAGUUGUUCCUGUUUGCAUCUGUCUGUCUUGGGAGACACUGGAGGAGUGCCCCUUUGGGGAUGAAGUCAAACUUUUGGAAGGUUGCAGCACUUGCUGUGGUUGUAGAGAACAAUACAGAGAGACAUGUUUUGUUGCAGCUGGGGCAGAUGAAGGUGCCCGGUUGUGCUGCUGAUGUACCAUGGUGUUUCUUCUCUCUGCGCUGCUCCCAGCGGUCAUUUCUCCUCUGGUCCCUGCUACGAAUGCACAACCUGACUGCCUGUCUCCAGGCACUGCAGUCACCUGCAAGGGAUUCCCCCACAGCAGCAUUGAUGUUGCCAGUCUUCAUGUCAUGUUUGUAGACAACUUUGUUUGCAGACAUCUUUGUAAUGCAUAAUCGGUCUGCAAAAGCGCCUAGUGCCUAAAGCCAGCGGCCCACAGAGCACAUCUUUGGGGAAUCCUGCUAUCUUUCAUUCUGUGGACAUGACCAAGUCAGCAUAGACAUUGCUCUCCAACAAUAUCUGGGAGCCCAAUAAAUGCUCCGCUAAACUAAAAAUAUUCACAGGAGGAAACAUUUAAUGAAACUAAUAGGAGUUCUUCAGGCAUGGGUUGCUAGAAAUUUCUCAAGACUCUUACACUAUUGGUUCCUUGAUGGGUUUUGGGAACUCUUCUAAUAUAAAUGAAUCACUAUAUUUUCAUUCUGAAAGAUAAUCACUAAAGUUGGCAAAACUUAUUAGUUGACAGCCUGUCUUACUGGUCUUUUAAAGAUUUACACAAGUAUUAAAUGUUAUUUCUGUACUUGUUUGCUUAAAGAAAUAAAAUUUCAGCUUGGGUGUCCUCAGCUGCAAAAUUCAAAUAACUUCCUUCCAUGGCAAAUCAUUGUUUCUUUGAGCUGCUAUAUAUACUCUAUAACCAUAAAAUAAACCCAUUAAGUGCAUUUCUAACCCUGUGUGUUGGCUCAAAGUGCAUUAUGUGCCCCAUGUGUUUGCUGUAAAGAGUCAGUAUUCAUAUGGUUUGCAGUUUCUUGAAAACUAGAGGGUGCUUGCUUGAAGAAGCGUGGUGUCCAUUUUCUGUUUGUGUAUGUGUGUGUGUGUGAAUUUUACACCCCUGACUUCAUAACAGACUUGUUAAUCAUGUACAACUACGUUUAGUAGGACUAGCUAUUUGCUUAGAAUACAGCGUGCAAAUGUGGCAUAAUCCUUGCCCAAAGAGCUUAGAACCAAAAGAAGGCAGGUAGGACAAAGGUCAAAUAGGGCUUGAUACUUUGUCAUUAAUUAAUCUUCAGCAAUUUCAUUCAGCUUAUAAAAUGCAGCAUGCUUUUGUAAAUUAAAGUACCCCUUUAAGUUAGCAGUGGUGUUGUACAGUAUAUAGUAAUCAGUCCUUCAAAAAGCACCAGCACCCUGAUCCUGAUGUAAUUGUUUGUGUGUUCAUUGCUAUGAGAAGCAGCUGCAGAAGCAUUGUGGAUGUCAUUUUGCAUGGGUAUAAAUCACUGUUCUUUAUCAUAGCCUCCAGUCAAGUAAGCUUUGUUCGUUCCCACUUCUAUGCCUCUGAAUCCUAUGGUGCCUUCCGUGGUGCCCUACAUGCAGCCAUUCCAAAUUACAAUUCUACAUGCAAUUCUGAAUUCUACAUGCAGCCAUUCACAUGCAGCCAUUCCAAAUUACAAUAACAUGAAUAAUACGUCCUGUGUGUUUAUUUCAUGCUUAGCUGGGAUGGCAUCUAAACAGUCAGAAUGGGGAAAUGCUCAUGGAAACACAUUUAGUUUUGCUGGUGAAUUAGACCAGGCAUCCCCAAACUCCGGCCCUCCAGAUGUUUUGGACUACAAUUCCCAUCAUCCCUGACCACUGGUCCUGUUAGCUAGGGAUCAUGGGAGUUGUAGGCCAAAACAUCUAGAGGGCCGCAGUUUGGGGAUGCCUGAAUUAGACUGAAAGGAUUAACUACACAAUGGGGGUGGGGCUCCCUCCUAAACUUAGUGCAGACUUGGUCUCUUUUACAUUCAAAUUGGGGUACUGCAAUGCCCUCUGUGUGGGUCUUUGCUUAAAUACAACUUGGAGCUUCAUUAAGUAGUUUGCUAGAAUCCCUCAGCAUUUUUCAAGUGGUCUGUUCUGGGGAACAUUUGGGAACAACUGGACUCUCUACCCAUAUGAACAUACCAGGACUUCAUCUCAGGCCCGGGCUUUUUAGUCACCCUCCGUGUACCACAGCUUCAGAUCUGGGCCAUGGUGUCCUCAAAAUUAAUUUCAACAAAAAUCACUUAAGGGUGUUUGUGUUUUGGUUAGGGCAUUCUGGUGAGUAUUUUCAAUUGUCUCCUUGUACUGAGCAAUAUAGGGUCCCCUGUCCGUCCGUCCCCCAAUAUAUGUGAGUAGUGCCCAUCUGACCAGUGAAAAAUCUUUCCGCUUAGUAGCCUCCAUCUUUCCAGCUUUUGAAGCAUAUGUUUUUUCAGCCCUUGUUCUAAUCAUAAAUAGAAUGCCUUGAAUGCUGGCUUGUAUGAUAAAUAUUUUAUUAAUCUAUUAAAUAGAUCUCUCCAGUGCAAUUAAUUUGUGGCUAAAGAUUGGUUGAGGAAAGGGGGGGGGGAUAUUGUCUAUUGAUUCUAGCCAAUCCUUAGUGCUGUGUAGAAAUACUGAGUUGCAGCUAAUGCUGGUCCUACUCAAGGUAAAAAGGUAAAGGUCCAGUCAUGACCGACUCUGGGAUUGCAGCGCUCAUCUAUUAAUGGACAUGGGUCUACUCUGAGUAGGAUUUGGUUUGCUACAAUCUAGCUUUAUGCGAAGGGAGAAAUCCUUUAGGCUGGAAUCCUAAUUCAAAUCCCACUUAUUUGGGAGUAGGCCCUAUUGUUGUUAAUUCACUUUAAUUCUCCCUUUACACCAGGCAACUCUUUACUUAAUAUUCGCAUAGUGCAUUCCACUAUUCUCUACUGGAAAUCAACCCAUGUGGCAAAAGGUUUCAAAGUAAAGCAGAAAAUGUGUGCCUUGGUUGUCUUGGGUUUCCAGUAGAAAUUGCCCAUGGAAUCCUUUCAUCAAAUAACUAGGAGCCUGCUGUUUUAACGGUGGCAUUUCACAUGAACUAUCGAUGUGAGUCAAAAUGUGGUCUGAGUGGUGGAUGAAGCAAUAUAUUUAAUUUCAGUUGUGUAGAGUUUUACUAUAUGCUUACUACACUUGGUGUUCUCGACAUCAACACAAAUUUAAUUAAUUUAUUUUUUGUUAGCAUUCAUUAUAUGGCAGGCCCAAUAACAUUCUAACACUCUGCAAAUGGACUCAGAAACUAAAGAAGGAGAGGAAGAGAGCCUGCAAACAGCUUUCAAAAAGUUGAGAGUGGAUCCAACCGGAACUUCUACAUCUGUGAGUGACAGCAUGGGACUGAGAGCUCCAGUCAGAGCUGCUGUUGAUGGAGGCAGGCAUCAAACCGCCUGUUCAAGAGAGAACUGGCAUGGGUGUGCAAGGAAACCCUUGAGAGGGGCAACGAGGCCGCAGCGCCGCAGGCGUUCUAAAUCUCCUGUCCUGCAUCCUCCCAAGUUUACAUAUUGCAGCAUGAAAGCAUCUUCUGCAAGUAACCAACUGAAGCACAAAAGCCAGAUGGAUUCUUCAAAGCACAAAAUCAGUCCAGACCCCAGUGUUACAGAAGAGCCAUACUUGGGAGGAAAGAGAUGCCCCCUUUUCGAUAGCAGCAACUGCAGGAGGGCCAGAGCAGAACAGCGGAGCACUUUCUCAAGGGAGCAGCCUUCAGAGAAUUUGCGAAAGAGUUGUCCUGCUUUUUCUUUGACCUUUGAAACCAGCCUGGAUCCUAGCCAACCCUCAGAUUUCCAGUCACUCUCCAAGCUGAGUUACGAGAAGCAAUGCCCUUGCGUGGACAAAGAAUGUCAGUGCAAACCAUGGCAAGCAAUAGAAGCAUACUCCUUUUCCGGUUUGCGGAGUGUCCUUUCGGAAUGUGAAAAGGCAGUCCUGGAAGCACAUUCGCAAUCUUUGCCAAACCGAUCGCAUUCUGGGAUGGGUUCAUCAAGCUCUGCCCGGUCUUGUUCUGAGCAAGCUCGAGUCUUUGUGGAUGAUGUGACUAUUGAAGAUCUUUCAGGGUACAUGGAGUAUUACUUAUAUAUUCCCAAGAAAAUGUCCCACAUGGCAGAGAUGAUGUACACUUGACAUAAGAAUCAUGAGUUGGAAAUUCAGUGGUGGUAGUGAGAUGCUCCCUCAGUGCCAUAGUUGGAAAUGUGUCCAUUGUCAUUGCUGCGUAUUUGAUCAAAUGUUUAUUUGCGCCAUACAGUGUAGUUUUUUAAAUAAAGUGAAAAAGAGAUAAUAUCCUCUGGCUGAAAGGUGCAUAAGACUAUCUUCAAAGUUUCAGGAAUGUUAUUGGGCAGAGUUUUACCCUUUAUUCUUUUUUUUCAGAGUAGCCAUAUUUUAAGUAUUGCUUGCUUUAAAAGUUACUGUGACUUGGAUUAUGUUUUAGCCAACCCAUUUCAAAGGAUUGAAAUGCUGAACUUUAUCCUUGCAGUUUGUU
Molecule: messenger RNA, 6394 nt
Organism: Zootoca vivipara (common lizard)
Lineage: Eukaryota; Metazoa; Chordata; Lepidosauria; Squamata; Lacertidae
Source: RefSeq, a predicted model, not a curated record